CUAUAUUUAUGACCGAUAUGAGUGGAUCCUACUCAAAAUUGGGUAGUUUUUAAAUUGCGUGUAGAUACCUUAAUCAACCAUUCCGACACCUUCUGUCAAAUGUUGUCACCACUCAUAACGACGACGUAUGAUGUUUACAGCCGCAAAAUACUCACACAUAUUCAAUUAAUUGUACUACUUUUGAUGAACACUAUGACAAAUCAUUUUGAGUUUUGGUGUUCGUGAGUUAUGUGAGCAUCGACCAACUUGAUUCUGCGGGUACGUUAGUAAGAAAAGUUUAUGCAAACGUGCAGGAGGCAUAUUGUUUAAGUGAAAAAAAAAUCUUAAAUUUCGUGUGAAAUGCCUCCGAAAAGGAAGCAGAUAAGUCAGCCGAUCGCAAAGCGUGGAAAAAAUUUCGUUCUAGAAUGUCGCGGGCAGAAUGUCAGGAAUUUGGACAAAAUGGCGGCACAUAAGCUAAAUGUUGCUGAUUUGCGAGCGUUGCUUCAACAGGCACUUGAACAACAAGGAGAAAGCCUAGACUCAACUGGAUAUGCCUACGUUACGGUCGAUGAAGGAUCGAACUAUGCGGCUUUCGAAUCGCAAGACCCUCUUGCAUCGAUACAGGUUACAUCGAACGUUGAAAUGCAUAAAGAAAUCAAGAAUGAAAGUUCUGCGGCACGUGAAAAAGAUAGCAUGUUUCUGCAUGAAAAGAAGUACAAACAAUUAUCUGAGCAACACAAAAAAUUGAAACAGAAGUACUCAAAACUUGAGCAGGACAAAUUGUCAUCGGAUGACUAUGCAUUACGCAUGGGAAAGGAGCUACAGCAACUUAAGGACAAGCAAAAGAUGCCACAGGCGAAAUUUACUGAGGAGGAAGGUAUUCUAAUUACGGUUGCUAAAUUGGCAGAACUAAACGAACGUGCUGAAUCUGACAGCAUGUUUGUUGGCCUGCUGAGCACACGUCUUAUUGGAACAGAGAGGCUUGAGACGGUGAGUGUAAUGGGCCAAGCAAGCCACCGGUUUGCCAAGUUGAAGAAGCCUGAUGGUACUCCACAAUACCCAGCGACAGAAAAGAUCGGUUCUGGAAUUCUAGAAUUCAUUUGCAGUUAGUAUUUUAUUUUUAUUUUGAUCCAUUUCCAAAUAAACUACCCUUUUUUUUGUAGAUAAAGCUAUAAAAGUUUGCCCUGAAAAUGCAGCCA
Molecule: messenger RNA, 1178 nt
Organism: Ochlerotatus camptorhynchus
Lineage: Eukaryota; Metazoa; Arthropoda; Insecta; Diptera; Culicidae
Exons: 5
Coding region: 340-1089 (249 amino acids)
Source: RefSeq, a predicted model, not a curated record